AUGUUAAUUAAUGAACCCUUGUCAGUGACAAGUCAUCAUGCGACUGAAAGUAGUUCAAUGAGAAUCUUUUCAGUACUAAAGUGGCGGAAGAAGUGGGAUGCCAUUAUAAUCUGUGUUAUUCUUAUUUUACGUCCAGCCAACAACAAUGCCAAUUUAUAUUCUGCUUCUAUUAAUGCACUUGUAAUGCCAACAAAUUAUUUUACUAUCUGCAGCCUCACUAGGAGGGCACAAAGUUCUUCCAAUUUCAGCAUUAAACUUCUUUUAUUUUUGCGAACUAAAUUUUAUAAGCUUCCGACUUCGUUGAGUGAAAAACUUGAUUUAAAACUUUUAAAGAGAUGGAAAAGUUUCAAUAGUUAA
Clunio marinus is the source of this 357-nucleotide messenger RNA. The record is from the annotation of a GenBank genome assembly. NCBI's taxonomy places the organism in Eukaryota, Metazoa, Arthropoda, Insecta, Diptera, Chironomidae.